UGUCUGACUUUCUCGUCGAACAUACACACACCGAUAUGUCUACCUUCGCUUUCGUCCUUCUCUGCGUCCAGGCUUGCUUGGUCCAGAAUGUUUACAGUCAGUGCAAUGGUGCUCUUGGCUGGGAUGCCGGGUUAGCUGGACCCUACGGCUACGGUUCGAGGGAUGGCAUUGCUGGACCCUAUAGCUUGGGUUUGAGAGAUGGUAUCGCUGGACCCUAUGGCUUCGGAUUGGGAGACGGUAUUGCUGGACCCUAUGGUUUCGGUUUGAGAGACGGUUUCAUCGGGGAAGCUGCCUACGGAGGCUCCGGAGUCGGUGAUGUGGCUGUAGCUGGUGAGAUGGGCGUUGCUGGUACCACCCUGGUCGCUGGUCAGGUGCCGAUCCUCGGUGCCGUAGGAUUCGAAGGCAUCGUUCCCGCCGCCGGAGCUGUGAGCAUCGCUGGUAGCUGCGGUUGUGGUUGCGGCGCUUUCCGUUACUAAACAAAAAAUUUAACAGCGUCCUAUCAAAUGUGAAAUUAUUAAAACAAUCAAACAUUA
Melitaea cinxia (Glanville fritillary) is the source of this 533-nucleotide messenger RNA. RefSeq names its product chorion class A protein Ld2/Ld41-like. Gene Ontology annotation, cellular component: egg chorion. Gene Ontology annotation, molecular function: structural constituent of egg chorion. Gene Ontology annotation, biological process: multicellular organism development; chorion-containing eggshell formation. Lineage: Eukaryota; Metazoa; Arthropoda; Insecta; Lepidoptera; Nymphalidae. The coding region runs from base 36 to 476 and encodes 146 amino acids. The transcript has 2 exons. The record is from RefSeq and is a predicted model, not a curated record.